UUAAGGUUGAUGUGAUAGACAGCAUUGAAAUUAUAUCUCGAACCCGGGAACUCUAUGUAGAUGAUUCACCACUGGAACUGAUGGUGAGGGCAUUGGAUGCUGAAGGAAAUACUUUUAGUAGUUUGGCAGGGAUGAUGUUUGAGUGGAGCAUUGCCCAGGAAAAUGAAACAGCAAGAGAAGAACUGUCUAGCAAAAUUAGGAUUUUGAAAUACUCUGAAGCAGAAUAUUCUCCCCCUGUGUAUAUAGCUGAGAUGGAAAAGGAAGAGAAACAAGGAGAUAUGAUUUUGGUGUCUGGGAUUACAACUGGUGCUGCUGUUGUAAAAGUUCGAAUUUCUGAACCAUUCUAUAAGAAAGUGGCAGCAGCAUUGAUACGUCUGCUUGUUUUGGAGAAUGUAUUUCUUAUACCAUCCCAUGAUAUUUAUCUCUUAGUAGGAGCAUAUAUUAAAUAUCGAGUUGCAAAAAUGGUUCAGGGAAGAAUGACAGAGGUGAAAUUUCCCCUGGAACAUUAUACACUGGAAUUGCAAAACCACAGAGUUUCACGUAAUGUGUCUCUUUCUGGAAAAGUGGCUUUACUGGAUGAGAAGACAGCCAUGGUGACUGCUGUCCAACUGGGCCACGCUAACCUUGUCUUUAUCCAUAAAAAUGUCCAUAUGCGAUCUGUGUCUGGACUCCCAAAUUGCACCAUAUAUGUUGUAGAGCCUGGAUUUUUAGGUUUCACAGUCCAACCUGGAGACCGUUGGAGUCUAGAGGUGGGGCAGGUGUAUGUUAUUACAGUAGAAGUAUUUGAUAAAAGCAGCACAAAAGUCUAUAUUUCAGAUAAUCUCAGGAUUAUGUACCAAUUCCCAAGAGAGUAUUUUGAAGAGCAGCUGACUACUGUGAAUGGAUCUUACAAUGUAGUGAAAGCCCUGAAAGAUGGUGUGGUCAUGAUAAAUGCAUCCCUGACUUCCAUCAUUUACCAGAAUAAAAAUAUUCAGCCUAUAAAAUUUCCAAUUAUACAUCAGCAAGAAGUGAAGAUUUAUUUUCCCAUCAAGCUUACACCCAACUUUCUGGCAUUUCCUCAUCAUCCCAUGGGAAUGUUAUAUCGUUAUAAAGUACAGGUAGAGGGUGGCAGUGGCAACUUCACCUGGACCUCUUCUAAUGAAACAGUGGCCAUGGUAACCACUAAAGGAGUGGUGACGACAGCUGGCCAGGUCAGGGGGAACAGCACUGUUUUGGCCCGAGAUGUACAAAAUCCUUUUCGAUAUGGGGAAAUUAAGAUAUGUGUUCUGAAACUGAACAAAAUGAAAAUGUUACCAUUUCAUGCUGAUGUAGAGAUUGGCCAGAUUAUAGAAAUCCCCAUUGCCAUGUAUCAUGUAAAUAAGGAAACCAAAGAGGCCAUCGCGUUCACAGACUGUUCUCAUUUAUCUUUGGAUUUGAACAUGGAUAAGCAAGGAGUCUUCACUCUUCUCAAAGAAGGUAUUCAAAGACCAGGACCAACACACUGUUCCAGUGCACAUAUAGCAGCCAAAUCUCUGGGCCAUACUUUAGUAACAAUUAGUGUGACUGAAUAUGAAGAGUAUUUGGAGAGCAGUGCCACAUUUGCUGCUUAUGAACCCCUAAAGGCUCUAAACCCUGUGGAAGUGGCACUGGUGACAUGGCACUCUGUAAAGGAAAUGAUAUUUGAAGGGGGCCCUCGUCCAUGGAUCUUGGAGCCCUCACGAUUCUUUUUGGAGCUGAGCAUGGAGAAGACAGAGAAAAUUAGAAUAACACAAGUCCGGCUGCCAGCUAAGAGAAAACAGAAUCAGUACAUCUAUCGGGUCCUGUGCCUGGAUUUAGGGGAACAAAUUCUGACAUUCCAAAUUGGAAAUCAUCCAGGUGUCCUGAACCCUAGUCCAGCUGUAGAAGUUGUGCAGGUACGCUUCAUAUGUGCCCACCCUGCCAGCAUGUCAGUAACUCCAGUAUAUAAGGUGCCAGCUGGUGCCCAGCCAUGUCCUAUGCCACAGCAUAACAAACAACUGAUUCCUGUAUCAAGCCUGAGAGACACAGUCCUGGAACUGGUAGUGUUUGAUCAACACAGGAGAAAGUUUGAUAAUUUCAGUUCACUGAUGCUAGAAUGGAAAUCCUCAAAUGAAACACUAGCUCAUUUUGAGAAUUACAAUUCAGUAGAGAUGGUAGCAAAGGAUGACGGCAGCGGGCAGACCCGGCUACAUGGUCAAAGGAUCCUUAAAGUACAUCAGAUAAAAGGGACUGUACUCAUUGGAGUCAAUUUUGUGGGCUAUUCAGAGAAGGAAAGUCCAAAGGAACUUUCCAACUUGCCCAGAUCUGCAGCUGUAGAGCUGCUCCUGGUAGAAGAUGUAACAGUAUCGCCUGAGAACGCUACCAUCUAUAACCACCCUGAUGUGAAGGAAAUAUUUAGCCUUGUGGAAGGAUCUGGUUAUUUUUUAGUCAACAGUAGUGAGCAAGACAUUGCCACCAUCACUUACCUGGAAGCAGAAAGCUCUGUCCAGUUAGUUCCAGUACAUCCAGGAUUUCUCAGCUUGGAGGUCUAUGACCUGUGUUUGGCUUUCUUGGGUCCAGCAAUGGCUCACCUCAGGGUGUCAGACAUGCAAGAGCUGGAGCUUGAUCUGAUUGAUAAGGUUGAAAUAGGUAAAACUGUGUUAGUAACUGUGAGGGUUCUUGGCUCUUCCAAACGCCCAUUCCAAAAUAAAUACUUCAGGAACAUGGAGCUCAAACUGCAGUUGGCUUCUGCCAUUGUCACCCUGACGCUAAUUGAGCAACAGGACGAAUACUCUGAAAAUUAUAUCCUUCGAGCUAUCACUAUUGGGCAAACCACACUUGUAGCUAUUGCCAGGGACAAGAUGGGGAGAAAAUUCACGUCAGCUCCUCGGCAAAUUGAAGUGUUUCCUCCAUUCAGACUUGUUCCAGAGAAAAUGACACUGAUUCCAACUAAUAUGAUGCAGGAUGAAGUGCAGAUUGAAGUUGUGCAGCUAAGGGCUGUUAGGAUCCUUGCAGCUGCAACUCGGCUCAUCACAGCUACUGAGGUCAGUAUGGCUCUGUUCCAGGUUCAUUAUUUUGAUAAUGCCAGCUGGACAGGAUGUAUAGCACAAACCACUCUUCAUUUUCAGAUGCCAGUUUAUGUCAUGGGAGUGACCAGUACCCAGACCCCUUUCUCCUUCAGCAAUGCCAACCCUGGGCUCACAUUCCAUUGGUCCAUGAGCAAAAGGGAUGUAUUGGAUCUAGUGCCCAGGCAUUCAGAGGUUUUUCUACAACUCCCAGUAGAGAAUAACUUUGCCAUGGUUGUCCACACAAAAGCAGCUGGUCGGACCAGUAUCAAAGUCACUGUCCGCUGUAUGAACAGUUCCUCUGGGCAGUUUGAGGGGAAUUUGUUGGAACUGUCUGAUGAAGUUCAGAUCCUGGUGUUUGAAAAACUCCAACUUUUCUACCCAGAGUGCCAACCUGAACAAAUUCUGAUGUCCAUGAAUUCUCAGCUCAAACUCCAUACCAACAGGGUAGGGGCCGCCUUUGUGAGUUCCCGUGUUCUCAAGUGUUUCCCUAAUUCAUCUGUCAUUGAGGAGGACGGUGAAGGGCUCCUGAAAGCUGGUUCCAUUGCAGGUACUGCUGUGUUGGAAGUCACUUCUAUAGAACCUUUUGGAGUCAAUCAAACAACUAUAACUGGGGUUCAGGUAGCACCAGUGACAUACCUGCGAAUGAGCAGCCACCCCAAGCUAUACACAGCUCAAGGAAGGACCCUAUCAGCCUUUCCCUUGGGCAUGUCUCUCACCUUCAUUGUUCAGUUUUACAAUAGCAUCGGAGAGAAAUUCCACACACACAAUACCCAGCUUUCUCUGGCUUUGAACAGAGAUGACCUGCUGCUUAUUGGACCAGGGAAUAGGAACUAUACUUACAUGGCUCAGGCUGUGAACAGAGGGGUGACACUUGUGAGGCUCUGGGACCAGAGACAUCCAGGCAUGGCAGACUAUAUUCCUGUUUCUGUAGAGCACGCCAUCGAGCCAGACACCAAGCUUACCUUUGUCGGAGAUGUCGUCUGCUUCAGUACUCACCUCCUCAACCAGAAUGGUGAACCCGGGAUGUGGAUGAUUUCUGCUGAUGACAGUAUUCUACAAACAGACAUUGUCACUGGGGUAGGAGUGGCCAGGAGUCCAGGAAUAGCAACAAUUUUUCAUGACAUUCCAGGACUAGUGAAAACAUAUCGAGAGGUGGUGGUCCAUGCAUCAUCAAGAUUAACACUCAGUUAUGACCUUAAGACUUCUCUCACCAAUACCCUCAAUUCAACUGUGUUCAAGCUCUUUAUCACCACUGGCAGAAAUGGUGUCAAUCUUAAAGGAUCCUGCACCCCAAGUCAGGCCUUGGCCAUUACAACAACACUUCUUCCAGAGACCCUCAUGCUGUGCCAUGUACAGUUCAGUAAUAAUUUACUAGACAUUCCAGCAAGUAAAGUCUUUCAUGUCCAUUCAGAUUUCAGCAUGGAGAAAGGGGUUUAUGUCUGCCUAAUCAAGGUUCGACCCCAAUCAGAGGAGCUACUCCAGGCCCUCAGCACGGCUGACACCUCAGUCUAUGGUUGGGCCUCACUUGUCAGUGAGCGUAGCAAGAAUGGAAUGCAAAGAAUCCUCAUUCCUUUCAUCCCAGCCUUUUACAUCGAUCAAUCAGAAUUGGUUCUUAGCCACAAAAACGAAGUUGGGGAAAUAAGAGUACUGGGAGUGGACAGAGUUCUUGAGAAACUAGAGGUAUGUUAAGGACU
This is a messenger RNA of Balaenoptera musculus (blue whale), 4738 nucleotides long. It is a transcript of the gene NUP210L, whose product is annotated as nucleoporin 210 like. The coding region runs from base 81 to 4733 and encodes 1550 amino acids. The transcript is spliced from 32 exons. The record is from RefSeq and is a predicted model, not a curated record. Gene Ontology annotation, cellular component: nuclear pore. Lineage: Eukaryota; Metazoa; Chordata; Mammalia; Artiodactyla; Balaenopteridae.